Messenger RNA from Symbiodinium necroappetens, 1477 nucleotides. NCBI's taxonomy places the organism in Eukaryota, Dinophyceae, Suessiales, Symbiodiniaceae. The record is from the annotation of a GenBank genome assembly.
AUGGACUGCUGCCAUGGACUGCAUCUCUGGUCUGCUGCCGACCUCCUCAGGCUCUUCCAUCGGCUCCCGGUAGCCGUCCCCAAAGAGGAGACCCUCGAGGUGACGCUUGCUGCAGACCACGCCCUUGAUGAGCCUGCUGCGGAGCCUGCUGCGCCCGCCUUUAGUGAUGAAGGCGCCGAGGCUACCGAUUCGGAGAAGGAAUGUGGUCCUAGCGGUACAAGUGCCACGGAUGAUGUGAGCGGAGACGAUCUGAGCGAAAGUGGCCACAGCGACCCGCACAGCAUCACAACCACGAUCAGUGAGGGAGCUGACACUCUGGACAGCCUUCGAAGCGAGAACACGUCGCUGAAGGAGCUGCAUCAGCUGCAGAGCCAACUCCUGGUGACUCAUCAGGCACAGCUGAAGCUUCUGGAGACUGACAUCGAGAAGUGGAGAAUGCUCUACUCGUACCAGGAGACGCUCGUCACCCACAUGCAGAACCAGAUCGAGGACUACGCGAACGAGAGGAAGUGGCUGGAGGACGAAAUCGAGAAAAAUCGAGCAGAGCCCGAGGUGCAGCUGCGUGAGAACCUGCAGAAAAAUCGGUGGGCCCUGGACUGCCUGACAGGGAAGCUGACCGAAAUGCGCGCGGAUCUUGAAGACUGCCAAGCUGAGGCCAGCAACCGCGUCCGGGAGACCUUGGGCGCGAAAGUGAGGCCCAUGUCUCAGGGAUACUCUCUGAAACAGCGUGGUAGCAUGCGGGCAGCCUGUAUGCUUCCUCACGAGCUCACGCUCCCGGUUGAGACCGCUUUGACCACUGCAGACAGGGACGAGUUCCUCUUCGCUCGGUUCUCAGAAAGUCUAGAGCUUCGCCUCCGAGCCCGACAGUACUCAAUUGUUUUGUCCAUGGUGAAGGCCCAAGGUUCCAAGGUCCUCAGUCGAGUGGCUCUUCACGCGCUCUUUGGUGUCUUGGAUUACGUGGUCUGUGUUGGACAUUGGAUGUGGGUGUUAGUUGUAGGUGCAGCACCGCCAUGCCCACCUUCCGGACAAGUGGUGCAGGUGAAGAUCAUCCAGGUCGAGAAGAUCCAGAACAGGAAUUUUCUGAAGCGCUACAUGCUGCGACGUGAGGAGGUCACGGAGGAGAAAGACUGCGCUUGCCCCAAGAUCCGGGACAUCAAGACCCGCAUAGACAAGAAAGUCAGCGUCCGUUCCUUCGAAGAGGAAGUCUGCCCAUGCCCCGACUCGAAGCUGAACGAAGUGCUGCUGUUCCAUGGCACCACGGAGGAGAAGCUCACUGGAAUCCUUCGCUCCGGCUUCGACCCUCGCCUCGCGGGAAUGGGCACGGGCGCCAUGUUCGGACAAGGCAGCUACUUCGCCCACAACGCCUCGAAGUGCUUCCGCUAUGCUCGCCAGGGUCCAUUCUUGACCAACGGCACACGCAAGCUCCGACAAACAGUCCUGGUGGUCCGGGCAUUGCUGGGGACCCCGCAUUAUCAAA